AUGUGGUUCAUGUCUUGGGCCUGCAUGGCCAUAUUGGCCAGUCCCGUCGCAGCCGUCACGCAGAUCACCGACGAUGACAUGACCUUGCUCCUCAACGCCGGCGGCGCGGAUCUAGCCAACCUCUACGCACCGCUGUGGUUCUUCGCUCAGGCUGAGAAUCACCCUCCGUGUUAUCCCACUUGGGCGUUUGGCGGGUCUCCAGACACCUCUGACACCUAUGACGCCGCCCACAAAACACCCGCUGCAGCCCAAUGCCAGUACCCUAACGUUGGGUGCAACUGCCGCAAUCCCGGUGUUGACACUGGGAACCCAGGGCCCGCGUUCCCAGUCUACUACACAUUCAAGCAGUGCAACGAGACCGAAAUACGCGUUGUCUAUAACCUUUUUUACGAAAAGGAUGGCGCGACAUUUGGUGUGAUCCAAACCGGCCAUGACUAUGAUUGGGAGCGAGUGGUGAUCAUUCACUCGCGCGACGACAAUGAUAUGUGGGCGCCUUCGCGUGCACUGCUCUCCGCUCAUAGCGGUUAUAAUAAUCUGGCUUGGGGUGAUAUCCAGAAUACUCUGACCACGGAUCAGAUCAAUGCCGGAGAUGCUAAGGAUCCGAAUGGUGUACAGGAUCAAGAUCAUCCUAAGGUUUAUGUGGCUUGGUCGAAACACCCUAAUUUUGAUACCCGUAACACAGGAUUCAUCGAUCCUAUCAGCCAGUCCUUGGACGACGCGUAUCGCAGUGAUGAUUGGUGGCAUUAUGUUGAUCCUCAGUACUAUAUUCGUUCCGAUAACAGUACCGUGGCUGGUCAAGCUCUUGGAUCUGCCGAUUGGGGAAGCGCUACUAGUAAUCCACCCUUGGUGCAGGCCAGUGUUUGUGAUGCAUCUUGA
This is a messenger RNA of Penicillium longicatenatum, 876 nucleotides long. RefSeq lists its product as uncharacterized. The record is from RefSeq and is a predicted model, not a curated record. The transcript is spliced from 3 exons. Bases 1 to 876 code for a protein of 291 amino acids. NCBI's taxonomy places the organism in Eukaryota, Fungi, Ascomycota, Eurotiomycetes, Eurotiales, Aspergillaceae.